AAUCACCCCACGAUCCGAAGCUUCUUCCCCUCAUCUUCCCGACGAAGCAGCACGCAGCUGCAACGACUUGCAAGACAGAAAACCUACCAAAUCAAACCAAACCACAACCGAAUCUCCCGAAUCCAAACCCCCACCGUUGCGCCCUACCUCCGGCGAUAUCUGCCGCCGCCCUCCUGUAGCUAGGCAGACAUCUCCCGCUGCUGAUGGGGAGCGACACGGAGCCGGCCAAGGGGCUGCUGCCCUACCUGCAGCGCGCCGACGAGCUGCAGAAGCACGAGCCCCUCGUCGCGUACUACUGUCGGUUAUAUGCGAUGGAGAAGGGACUGGUGAUCCCGCAGAAGGAACGUACCAAGACCACCAACUCCAUCCUUGUAUCCCUCAUGAACCAGCUCGAGAAGGAUAAGAAAUCAUUGACCUUGGGGCCUGAUGACCAUCUACAUUUAGAGGGUUUUGCAUCGAGCGUUUUUGCUAAAGCAGACAAACAGGAUCGUGCUGGACGAGCUGACAUAAACACUGCAAAAACAUUCUAUGCAGCCAGCAUAUUUUUUGAGAUUCUCAAUCAAUUUGGCGAACUUCAACCUGAUCUUGAGCAGAAGCAGAAAUAUGCCAUCUGGAAAGCUGCUGAAAUAAGAAAAGCUCUCAAAGAAGGACGAAAGCCUGAAGCUGGUCCUCCUGGCGGGGACAAAGAUGAAGCACCUGCCAACACCACUGAACAUGCCAAUGAUAUGGGGCGAAGCCAGUCUUUUGGCAACAGGCAGAAUGGCAACGAAGCAUCAUCUCAACCAAUAGACAAGGAUUUUAGCAGAAGGGAUAGCUUUUCUGCUGUCCAGCCAGGAAACAGUGCUUCUCAACAAAGUGCAGAGAAGUUUAAUGAUCAUGUAUCUGCCCAGCCACCUUAUUCAUCACCACCUCCACCGUCUGAGUUCUCAUCUCCACAGUCCCAGUUCUCAUCUCCACAUCCAUCUUAUUCUUCUCCCUCAUACCAUGGAACAGAUUACCCUCCUUCUGACGUCCACACACCACAACCCAAUUAUUCAUCUCCGUCGUACACAAGCACAGACUACGCUACCAAUGAGGUCCACAGACCACCAUCCAAUUAUUCCCCACCCCCGUACACAAGAACAGACCACACUAUGGAUGAUGGCUAUAAUCCUCAGAGCAAUGAUAAACUGGAUGUUUCAGCUUAUCCUCACACAUACCACCAGCCACCCUACACAAUUGAACCUCAGCACACCUCUCAAAACUACUACUCUACAGAAACCCCACCUGCUCCGUACAGCUACCCUAAUUUCCAGUCUUAUCCAAGCCUCCAAGACAGCACACUACCCUCUGUCACAACUCAUCAAUCUGCAUUCCGUCCUGUUAGUGAUGGUGUGACUGCUCAAACAUACUCUCCGUCCACAUCUAAUAAUUCUGUACCAACAACACAGUACCGUUCCAGUGCCGAUGCUGCACCACCAGCUAGCCAGUAUAAGUAUGACAGCAGUUACCAGCCGGCAGUUGAGAAGAUAGCCGAGGCUCACAAGGCAGCACGAUUUGCAGUUGGUGCUCUUGCAUUUGAUGACGUUUCUAUUGCUGUGGAUCACCUGAAGCGGGCACUGGAUCUUCUGACGAACCCUUCGGCUGAAACUCAUUAGCUGUCUGGUCUUCAAAGAGAAAACAUCUUUUGUAAAUACACUAUGCUGUAAUUACCGCCACAUGGAAAUGUUGCCUGGUUGCAUACAUAGAUAGCUGGGGUGGCUACACAAAUCUAGGGGCCGAGAGGCAUUUAGCAGUAACAUGUUUGCAGCAUACGACCUUCUAGUGUCGCAUUGAAUUAUUUCUUGCAAGUGUUCUGCAGCAUACUAGCUAAUCGUGUCACAUUAAAUUAUUUGUUUUGAGAGUUUUGUCAGAAGGCUAUAUUCAAUUA
Messenger RNA from Brachypodium distachyon (stiff brome), 1909 nucleotides. Its product is annotated as protein HOMOLOG OF MAMMALIAN LYST-INTERACTING PROTEIN 5. Gene Ontology annotation, cellular component: multivesicular body. NCBI's taxonomy places the organism in Eukaryota, Viridiplantae, Streptophyta, Magnoliopsida, Poales, Poaceae. The transcript has 7 exons. Bases 204 to 1637 code for a protein of 477 amino acids. Gene Ontology annotation, biological process: late endosome to vacuole transport via multivesicular body sorting pathway. The record is from RefSeq and is a predicted model, not a curated record.